UACAAACACACCGUACCGAAAGCUACCGAGGCAUCCAGGUCGCCGAAUCGAAAACCAUUCUUUUCUUCGGCGCGACCUCCCGGGUUUCGUCGCGAUGCGGACGUUCUUUGGAAGAGCGAAAGCACCCAACGCAAGAAAGAGCCCUGGCUCUUAAUGUAUCCGUCUUGCGUUUACUCAUCGCCAUCGCCAUCGCCAUCAUCAUCAACGCAGGCCAUUGGUGCUGAAAAGGUACUUGUCACUAGCAGAGCAGAACAAAACGCAUACACCAAAGAGUUUUUGUGUUGCCGUCCGGGUUUUCGCCACCGUUGAAAGAGCGCGAGAAAAGCAGAAACAGAAGCCGAACCGAAACAGAAAGCAUGGCGCCGUGCGAACGGUACUCCUACGAAGAAUGCGCAGCCAUCCACGGCUUGGAGAUUGGUCCCGGCGCCACGGCGGACCAGCUUUCCAACGCAAAACUGCUGUGCGGAGAGAAAGUCCCGCUCGUCUCCGAAAUCGUCAACGUUGCGGCCGCUGCGGCCACCAUCUACCUAAUAAGUAAGCAGCAGCGGAUGCAAUGCGGAUGCGAAUGGGUGGUUGGGCGUUGCAGUGUUGUGGUGCGGCACGGAACCAAAACGUGGUUCGAUGCAGCACAUGUCUAUAUGCAUAUGUAUAUACACAUAUGUAUAUACACAUCAUACAUUAUACAUUUGUAUAUUAYAUCUUUGUACAUUCUACGGCAACGGACUCAAACAAAUUCCACGUUCUGUCUGCUGUCUCUAUUCUCUCUUCUCUUUSUGUACGGUACGGCGCAGCCAACGUCUACAUCCAGAUCGCGGAAUCCUCGGUGCUCCUGAAAUCGAGCCGGAUAUGGGGGACCGGCAAACCCCACGAAGCCGAGGGGAAAAAGGCGAUCGCGCGGGCCACGAUGAUCCACUGCUCCCUCGGGACCCUCUUGUACGUGGGAACCAUCGUGCUCRUCCGCAUCCUGACCCACCCGCUGGACAAUCGGACCAACUCGGUGGUCAUCGGCCUCUCCAAGAUAUUCGCGUCCGUGGUCUUUUUCAUGAUGUCGGUCAGCGUUCCGCAGUGGUUCGGGGUCUACCACAGCAACAAGAUCGCGAUGGUGUCCUUCACCUCCUCGCGCGAGAUCCGCUUCACCCUGGGAUGGAAAAUCUGGAAGCAGAUGGUCUCCAUGUACUUUUUCAUUGCGUAUUUUUCGUGCGCCGACGUGGGCUUCUCUGUGCUGUACGGUGUGUUGAGUAAGUCGCACCCUGGCGCGGUCUCUUUGGUGUCGGAGAUGGCCCCUGUGGGAAGUGGUGCCGUUGGUGGGCAAUCCGUUCUGUUUUGUUUUGUUCUGUUCUGACCAUGUCYGCCUCUCUGUUGUUUGAAAUUCUUACGAAUCGCAUUCGCUUCGACUCCAAUCGCUUCCAUUUGACUUGACUCGAUUCGGUGCAGUUGGCGGCCUAACCGGGAACAUUUGUGUUUUCAUCGCCAUGCAAGCCAGAUCGAAGAGAUUUGCAGCGUGGAAACGUCCGUUGGCCAUUCUCGUCAUUGUGGUAUUCGCCGCCGGGAGUUGGUAUACGCUUGCGGAUGGCAUCUUUUACAUUGCCAACGUUUGGAUGCCGGACAAGGAAGACGUAGUGGUGGAAGUGGCCCUGAGUGCUUCCCUGGUGUGGGUAGUACUCAUGGUUACCUUCCAUGUUGCGAUGUAUGGGUGGACCAAGAGCAACAAGAAAAACGCGAUUUCGUCGCGGUUUACCUCUCAAGUCUUUAGCCGAGGCAAUGUCGGCGACCUCAUCGAUASCAUACGGAGCAAGAACUCGAACGGGAGUGAMGGUGACGACGACGGUGACGACGAAGAAGCGAACGAUGGUGCCGUGAGGGAGCAACCCGUCGCCAAGGACGGGGUCCAAGCAAACGAUAAAGACGACCGACGUGUUGGGUUUGCCGAAGACACAAAGCCUCCCGGGCCCGACCGGAACGAUYCCUCCGGAUACGUUGCACCCCGAGACGCGCCAUCGUGUUGGAAGAUGUUCAUGACCAAGGUYGUCGAAGCCUUCCCUUUUUUUUGUGGUUGCUGCCUCAAGAAAAAAUACCAAGCUAUUUCUACACGUCGUUUAGACUAYAAAAAAGAUGCCGGCGAUAGGACAAGGUUUGCCAGGUUCCUCAUUCACAUCAAGCGUUUCUUUUGGUAUCUCCUGUCCUUUGCCUUUCUCUUUUUUACGAUCGUAAACAUUGGGGCAUCCUACGAACAAUGCGCCGCCCGCAAUGCCCUGAAUUCCACCUUUGAACUUUUGUACCCACCCGACUACCGAAACUCUACCCUGUGUGCUUGGGACAAGCCCGGWCCCAAMGCUACCAUCAAAACAUUCGAUUCCUUGCAGGAUGUGAGAGAUGAAAAUUACGAUGUGAUUCAUUGCGGUGCUUGUGGAGCCUGUUCCAACUGGAACGAUAUCACUCUGCAAUACACAUCGAGAAAGUAUUUGGCUGGCGUUUCAAAAGUAUGGUAAGGGAUGGUCGKAGGUKGCGGUAUUCUGUGCUGCAACGAAAAAAGCGACCGUUGCAACUUCUCCAUCAAACACUCAUCAUUUGCUCGUUCAUCGGCUUUUUUUUCUCGCUCGAAAUUCAGUGCCAAAAAGUCGAUUUUCACUAGAUUCAACCCAAACGAUCCAGACGACGUUGUCGUUCAAUGCAACCACCAGAGAAUCGGAUUCACCAUGAACUGCUCACAGGCCUGGGCUUGGGACGAAGUUCACACAAAGAAUCGAGCUGUUUUUACCUUUUUACAGGCAAACAUCGCGAACGCAUUUGCUGACAUGGACGUCACCUACCAAGACAUUACCAUGGCCACCAUCGAUGAGGCUCUGUCGGGACCUAGAUUUGUACCCUGGGUCGGAGCCACCCGCCGCCGGAUGAAUAUCAAAAGUGACAUCGAUCGCCCAACCAAUCAGCGUAAGUACUCUACACCGCGGAGACGUGUGUUUGUCGGUGUUGCGCUGCGUUUUUGUUCGAGAUCCGUUCACUGCUCCACAAGCGCACCUCCGAAAAAACUAAAUGCACUGGUGACGUUUCCGUUGUUUUUGCAAACGUGUUUGCUCUGUGCUAGAAUGCACAACCGUCACCCAGAACUGGACGGAAGUAUUUACCAAGCCUUUCAGACCACCGGUUGGUGGAACAUAUACGAUUCAACCUCCAGGAAAACCCGCCGAGACGGUUGUCAUUGUGGGACAGAACGAUUCACCGUAGAGCUUCCAAUGCGUGCUGCUUCKAAUCGUGUAUUUGAUCUAAAAACAAAAUAGAGUUGUUGCAUUGCAUGCCUGGACCGUAUAAAACCCCAAUUUCUGU
This is a messenger RNA of Pseudo-nitzschia multistriata, 3324 nucleotides long. NCBI's taxonomy places the organism in Eukaryota, Bacillariophyta, Bacillariophyceae, Bacillariales, Bacillariaceae. The record is from the annotation of a GenBank genome assembly.